This is a messenger RNA of Phlebotomus argentipes, 1716 nucleotides long. Its product is annotated as transmembrane protein 209. The record is from RefSeq and is a predicted model, not a curated record. Bases 1 to 1683 code for a protein of 560 amino acids. Gene Ontology annotation, cellular component: membrane. NCBI's taxonomy places the organism in Eukaryota, Metazoa, Arthropoda, Insecta, Diptera, Psychodidae. The transcript has 3 exons.
AUGGAGGCUCUCAAUGAUUUUGCGCAACGCCAAGGAUCAAAUCAUGAUUCCAAGGUAAGCUGCAAGUAUUCCAGAAGAAACUGGAUAGUAAUCUUCAGCAAUAUUCGCAGAUCUCCGGAGAAAUCAAACGCUUCCAUUGUCAUCCAAAGUCAGCAUAUUAAUCUGCAGGCGAAAAUGAAGAGGGAAUCCCUAAAAUGGGGCGCUAUAAAUGUGGCUCUUCUCUCCUUCAUCACUUUCGAUCUCUCCAACAAGUGUCCGGACGCAUUCUCGCGCUGGUUCUACGUGGAAUACGCCGCAGCCGGCGUUCUCUUGCUGAGCAUCAUUUACUACUUCGGCCGGUAUCUCUACUUCCUGUACACUUUCUCGCCUAUCGUGGGCAGUGAGCAGCAGAGGAAGUUGCUGAACUUCGAGGAGAGCGACACGUCGUUUGUCCUGAAGCCGCCUAAGGAGAAAGUCCAGGAUGUCACGUCGUCGCCGGUGAAUGUUUCCGGACUAAGUUGGAAUUCGUCGUUCAAUGACUCCACCACGGCUCUGUCCAGCAGCUGGGCGUACAAUCGAGGGUCUCCUCUGCAGGGCACCUUCAACUGCUCCCGUGGACCACUGAAUACCAGCAACUCCUCACCAAACACCUCAGCGAACUUCGUGUCGCCCUACAAGAAUACUUUCGCUAAGGAUCAAAUGAUCACAGAUGAGCAAUCUCUGCAGAGUUACCUCAAGGAGACGUCCCUGCAGGAAGCCCGAGCGCUCCUCGAGGAGAAUGCUGAGAACAGUCUGGCCAACAACUCCAUAAACUCCUUCUGGAACAACUACAAACUCGAUGACUAUUCUGCUCUCCUGAAGAUGUCCAUCUACCAAUUGUCGCCCACAGCUGCUGCCCCGAAGCCAGGCGCUGUGGACGAGGUGGGAUUCUUCUCGGGCACCGAUCUGAAUGGAUCCUUCGAAGUGGGCAAGAAAGUUUCGUCGGCAAAGCUGUCUCACUACGUGACGAAUCUCAAGCGGUGGAUUUCCUGCACGAUUCUGGAGCCUCUCGUGAGUCAGAUGGACUUCAUUGACAAGGCUUUCCGCGAGAUGGGCUUCACGGAUGUCCAGCUGGGUGGCGUGGGGUUGGAAAGGUUGCGGAAGACGGCGGAGAAUCAGCUUGUUCUCAUGCGUGUUCCGUCAUUGCCACUCGUGACGCCCUUCCUGGAGGUUUCGCCCAAUCAAGAGUAUCUCGUGCAUCGCAUCAGAGACUUGUCGCGCGGCACUUGCAUCGCCGACUAUCGCUGGAAUGCCGGCGCUGUGCUGAACACGCACAAGUGGGAUGAACAUCUGCCCACGGACUCCGCCAUCAUCUUCCAUCUCUUCUGCACGUACUUGGACAGCCAACUCAUGCCGCUGCCGCAGCCCGGCGGAAGGCCGUUCAGCGAUCGAUACGUGAUCGUGGGAGACAAGAAGUCCCAGAAGGAGACGCUGGCGGAGGUGCGCAACAAAUCCAAGUGUGCCAUUCUCUGCACAAAUCCCAUCAAGCCAUUCUUCAAUUUCAUCUCUGACGACAAGAUUCACGAGUCUGUUCACGACCGCAACAACUUAUUUCAUGUGCUCACCAGAUUCAUCAUCCACAUGAAGACUCACCACGAAGGACUCCUAGAGGGCGUAAACCUGGGCAAGAGCGGCAUCAAUAUUUUGUGUGUGGUGGAAGACUGACCGUUCAUUGGUUAAUAAAUUUGAAUUUCUCAC